GACGGCAGGCUGGAGCCCUGGUACUCUUACACUCACUGGUUCCCCAUGGCUUCGGCCCAUGUGAUGAAGGACGGCGGGCCAGAGCCGAUACCUCGCAUGCAGCCGGCCAUGAUGAUGUUCUCCAGCAAGUACUGGUCCAGGAGGGGGAUGUCUCUGGACUCAGCCAUGUUCGACCAACAGAACCGCCAGCAGCAGCAGAAACACACCGGAGGACAGAUGUCCAGGAGGACAUCCUUUUGUCCAAUCAACGAGACGCCAGAGGGCGAGAGCGCAGAGGAUUCUGGGAAAACAGCGGUGGUGUUUUCACUGAAGAAUGAGGUUGGCUGUCUGGUCAAAGCUCUCCGACUCUUCCAGGAGAGGCGGGUCAACCUGAACCACAUUGAGUCCCGGAUGUCAAAGCGGGUUCCUAAUGAGGUGGAGAUCUUUGCUGACUGCAAAUGUAGCAAGAAAGAUUUCAACGAGCUGCUGCAGCACCUCAAAGACCACGUCAACAUCAUCUCCUUUAACACGCCUGCCCACGUGUGGUCAGCUGAGGCAGAUGAAGAGGAUGUUCCCUGGUUUCCCAUGAAAAUCUCGGAGUUGGACCAGUGCUCCCACAGAGUGCUGAUGUACGGGUCGGAGCUGGAUGCAGACCAUCCUGGGUUUAAGGACAAUGUUUAUCGCCAGCGCAGGAAGUACUUUGUAGAAGUGGCCAUGAACUACAAAUUCGGGCAGCCCAUCCCACGGAUCGAGUACACCCCGGAGGAGGUGAAGACGUGGGGCGUGGUGUUCAGAGAGCUGACCAAGCUGUACCCGACCCACGCCUGCAAGGAGUACCUGAAGAACCUGCCGCUGCUCACCAAACACUGCGGCUACAGGGAGGACAACAUCCCACAGCUGGAAGACGUCUCCCACUUUCUUAGAGAGCGUUCUGGCUUUACGGUGCGACCUGUGGCAGGUUACCUUUCUCCCAGAGACUUUCUCGCUGGUUUGGCCUACAGAGUGUUUAACUGCACACAGUACAUCCGUCACAGCACUGACCCACUCUACACACCAGAACCAGAUACGUGUCACGAGCUGCUGGGUCAUGUUCCUCUUCUGGCUGACCCGAAGUUUGCCCAGUUCUCCCAGGAGAUCGGCCUGGCCUCACUGGGAGCAACCGAUGAGGAUGUCCAGAAACUUGCUACGCAUGCUUUGUCUGAUAAAGCCUGUGUGAAGAUGUUUGAUCCAAAGACGACAUGCAACCAGGAGUGCCUAAUCACCACCUUCCAAGAGGUUUAUUUUGUCUCGGAGAGCUUCGAGGAGGCCAAGGAGAAGAUGAGAGAGUUUGCCAAAUCCAUAAAGAGGCCGUUCUCUGUGUACUACAACCCCUAUACGCAGAGCGUGGACCUGCUUAAAGACACGCGAAGCAUCGAGAAUGUGGUGCAGGACCUGCGCAGCGACCUCACCACGGUCUGCGACGCCCUCGGCAAGAUGAACACCUACCUGGGCAUCUAAGGCCAACACCAGAAAAAUGAU
This is a messenger RNA of Cyprinodon variegatus (sheepshead minnow), 1497 nucleotides long. It is a transcript of the gene tph2, whose product is annotated as tryptophan hydroxylase 2. Gene Ontology annotation, molecular function: tryptophan 5-monooxygenase activity; iron ion binding. Gene Ontology annotation, biological process: aromatic amino acid metabolic process. The transcript has 10 exons. Gene Ontology annotation, cellular component: neuron projection. Lineage: Eukaryota; Metazoa; Chordata; Actinopteri; Cyprinodontiformes; Cyprinodontidae. The record is from RefSeq and is a predicted model, not a curated record. Bases 46 to 1476 code for a protein of 476 amino acids.